Messenger RNA from Melitaea cinxia (Glanville fritillary), 1197 nucleotides. It is a transcript of the gene exex, whose product is annotated as homeobox protein Hox-A4. Gene Ontology annotation, biological process: central nervous system development; regulation of DNA-templated transcription; spinal cord motor neuron cell fate specification. The transcript has 4 exons. The record is from RefSeq and is a predicted model, not a curated record. Gene Ontology annotation, molecular function: DNA-binding transcription factor activity, RNA polymerase II-specific; sequence-specific double-stranded DNA binding. Lineage: Eukaryota; Metazoa; Arthropoda; Insecta; Lepidoptera; Nymphalidae. Bases 1 to 1197 code for a protein of 398 amino acids. Gene Ontology annotation, cellular component: nucleus.
AUGUCCACUAUACUAUCCCAAGCGAUGUACCGACGCGACAGCGAAACACCUGAGAAACCAUUCGAAAUUGACCAGGAAUCGAAUCCAGACCCCAGCCGCUCGAACAGCCCUAAAAAUAUGAAGUUUUACAAACAACUAGACGAGGACAAAACACUCUUGAACCAGGGAAAGAAGUCCUUCUGCAUCGACGCUUUACUAUCAAAACAUAUGGAACCAGAUCAGACUAUUCAGGAGAGAAUGGCACAGCAGAAGUAUUUAGCGUUAAUACAGAAUAAGAACUACAUCACCAGAUACCAAAACGACAAUUAUGACACCCAAAUUGAGCAGAAUACAAUAAGCAAAUGCCAAAAUCGGCCUCCCAGUCAAAACUUUGGGGCAGAGAGUCCAAGAUCUGGUCAAAGUAGUCCCAGAAGUGCAUCGCCAGGCUCUGAUGAUGGUAAUCGCUCGGAGAGCUACAGUCCUCCAAUUUCUCCAGGUGUCGAAGGAGGGAAUGAAGAAUAUGAUAGUUAUAGACCUGGUAUCAUCCCAAAGCCUGGUCUACUUCAGCCUCCGAUCCAAGCGCCGCUGUUCAACUACCCGCCUCCAGGGCUGAGUCUACCCCAGGCGUCCGCCUUCCACCAUCCUGGAGACAGAGUCUUGCACCAGAUGCAGCUGGAAUGGCUGGCCAGAACCGGCAUGUUCUAUCAUCGAAUACCGGAAUUGGGAGGUGCACCCCACGCCCUCCUCGGCAAGACCAGGCGUCCUCGCACCGCCUUCACCUCCCAGCAACUGCUGGAGCUGGAGAAGCAAUUCCGGAUGAACAAAUACCUGUCCAGGCCGAAGAGAUUCGAAGUGGCUACCAGUUUGAUGCUCACUGAGACUCAGGUAAAAAUAUGGUUUCAAAACCGAAGAAUGAAGUGGAAGCGUUCGAAAAAGGCGCAACAGGACACCAAGAGCAAGGAGCCGCACAUCCCGGCCGACGACAAAAACAAACAGAAGGAACCUUCCGAACACGAUAAACAACCUUCCAUCGCCGCCGACAUGACAGCUGUCAAACCACCCCCGCUACUAGACAGGGACAGAAUUAUCGCGCUAGAGCGAGAGAGAGCAAUGGCCGCCGCCAACUUUAAUUCGAAUUUGGAAAACAAUAGACGCGGGCUGGUCAUGAGCCAAGAUGGCGGCAGAGGCAUUGACAUGUUCAGGCCGUAUGUAGUAUGA